Molecule: messenger RNA, 864 nt
Organism: Rubroshorea leprosula
Lineage: Eukaryota; Viridiplantae; Streptophyta; Magnoliopsida; Malvales; Dipterocarpaceae
Source: the annotation of a GenBank genome assembly
GCCUGAAUUGUCUCAUCCAUUUCGAUGAGAUGGUGAUCUGAUUGUUCUUGUUUCUUGCCUUCAUACUCUGUGUGAAGUUGUGAAACUAAUCUUUCCCGUUAUGUCCUGAAGACCUUGUUUUGAAACUUGGUCAUUUUCUGAUAGUCCGCACUUGUUUAGGCUUGUUACAUGAAUAGAAUUUUUGUGUGCUCUUUUGCCACAAUUGGAAAAUCUGGGGAGUUGCAGAGACUUUUGUUAUUGAUCUUGUCAGUCUCUACAGCAUAGCUGGUGGAGAAUUUGUUUUGUUUGUCACAUGACCAGUGGAAGAUGGGCAAACCCUCUACUUUGUGAGAGAUUCAAGGCUAUCUUAGCAAAUUUUGAAAUGGAUAAUGAUUAUUGGAAUCCUCAUUAUCUUGAUACUUGUCUGAAAUUAAUUAUUGCACUGUUCUUGGAAUCUGUUUUGAAUUGUCCUUGAAAACCAUUCUUGUUCUGAAACUGGUUCUUGCUCAAAUUCUGUAUACUGCUCUUGCUCAAUUCCGCAUAUUCUAUUAGUUCUUGUUUCAGUAUACCUGUUGAUCUUCUUGAUCUUCUUGAUUUUGAUAUUUGUUCAUAUGGACACCUCUUUAGGAGGGGUGACGAUUAUCAGAAGAUACCUAUAUGAGGUAUUCUAAAUUUUUGUCUCUUGCAAGUGUUAGUCUCUGUAUUCUUGAUGUCUUAGCUUGACUUGACUCUGGAAUGUAUAGGCUAAGCAGAUUGUAGUCUCCAUGAGCUACGAGGUGAAGGGUUAAUCUUUGAAACACUUGAUGUCCUAGAGUUUUGUUUCAAUUGAAAUUGUUCUUGAUUCCAGCCAUUGUUUUGUUCUGUUAAUUAAUUCUAGUACUUGAG